Messenger RNA from Purpureocillium takamizusanense, 984 nucleotides. RefSeq lists its product as uncharacterized. The coding region runs from base 1 to 984 and encodes 327 amino acids. Gene Ontology annotation, biological process: carbohydrate metabolic process. Gene Ontology annotation, molecular function: hydrolase activity, acting on carbon-nitrogen (but not peptide) bonds. Lineage: Eukaryota; Fungi; Ascomycota; Sordariomycetes; Hypocreales; Ophiocordycipitaceae. The transcript is spliced from 3 exons. The record is from RefSeq and is a predicted model, not a curated record.
AUGUGUGCGAAGCAGUAUUUCAACCCAGGGGGCCAGAAACGGAUGGCCUUCCACGGCCUAAGGUCGGAAACGUGCCGGAAAACGAUCGAAUCGUGCGACAAGCCUGGGACCGUGGCCCUCACCUUCGACGAUGGGCCAUCUAUAUACACACACAAGAUUCUGGACAUCCUCGAGGCAUACAACGUAAAGGCCACGUUCUUCAUCACUGGGAAACAGAUGGGCCGCUCCAUCGAAGACGCCAAGUGGCGAAAUCUUCUCAUGCGCAUGCACAAGGCUGGGCACCAGCUCGCCAGUCACACGUGGUCCCAUCGCAACCUCAACAACAACAACAAUAACCAUCAAGACCACACCGGUGGUGGUGGCGGCGGCGGCGGUGAUGCAAAAGAAAAGAGCGGCCAAGAAGAAGAGAAGAAAAACAAGGAGAAGAAUAACAACAAGGAACAGAAUAAGAGCAGCAUGCUGAAGCCCCAGCGAGACACGGAAAUCAUGUACAACGAGAUGGCGUUCCGCAACAUCUUCGAGUGGUUCCCGGCAUACAUGCGCCCCCCUUACCUCGACUGCGACCCCAACUGCCAGUCGUGGCUCGGCGAGCGCGGCUACCACAUCAUCUCCGCCAACCUCGACACCAAGGACUACCUCUACGACGACCCCAACCUCAUCGAAAAGUCGAGGAAGCUCUUCAGCGACGGUCUGCCUCCGGCGGCCGGCCCCCACCACAAAAACAAAAACAACAAUAACAAGGGCUUCAUCGUGCUGGCGCACGACGUGCAUCGCCAGACCGUCGGACUCGCUUCCUACAUGAUCGAGACGGCGAAGGCGCGCGGCUACAAGCUCGUGACGGUGGGCGAGUGCCUCGGGGAUCCCAAGGAGAACUGGUAUCGCAAGGCGUCCCUGGCGCAGGACCAGAGCCAAAACGACAGCGUCCUCGUGUCGGGGAGGAUCCGCGCACUGUGGGAGAGGAGGAAAUGGAAUCGAGGACCCUGA